GCCCGCGAGCCACGGAGCUAAAAACGAGAAUGGCGGGAAAAGAGGAAUUUCAGUCCAAGCAGAGCUCAACGCGCUCGUCUUCUCUAUCCAAAGAACAAAUCGGUGAAUCCCAGCAGGAGGAGGCAUGCUGGAGAAAACAAGUGGACCAGAAUCUGAAGAGGCUUCAAUCGCUCCUCUUCGGCGUCGAUUUGGCCCUCGAAAAAGGCGAUUACUCUGCGGCUCAACUUCUUGGUCUCCGUCUUCUUGGAUUUCUCGACUCUCAGACUCGUACCGAUGUUGAUCAAGCUUUUAUCCAGCCCAUUAGGCGCGAAGUCGUUGAGAAAAUUAAUGUUGCUCGCCGAUCCCUCAUGCCGGAAUCCGAUCGACAAGUAUUUGAACAAGCAAAGAAAGCUCCGGGAUGCGUUUUUAGCAUGAGCAAAGAAAUGGAUUUCAGCAAGAUUAAGCAGUCGAAGUACUUUCAGGCCCUUCAGGGAUCAAAUAGAACAGUUGUAAAUGAAUUGGAUUCGCUGGAGAGGGCGGAUAAGUUGAGUACCAAGGCACCAAAAAUCACUGCAGAAGCAAAGGGUACAUCCGUGUAUAGAAAAGAUCAAAGCAGAACAAGUCCUAGUCUGUACAGGAGUUCUUUGAAUGCAAGUAAUGCCCUUGAUGACUGUAUUAUUGUAGAAAAGAAUCCUUCACUAUAUGAUCAUACAAAAGACCAAGGUACAUCUUUAAUGAAACUUGAAGAGGAAGGGCGGACUUAUGGAAGUAUGGUUGCUACAAGACGUGCUCGGAUGGAAAUAAGUAGUCCUAAGGUAGACAAUGCCAACUCACCAUUGAGUACCGAAGAAGCUAAUGCUGAUUCUUCUGGCAAUGCAUUUGUCACUGCAAGAACAAAACUGGAAAUGGAUGCAAGGCAAAGACGAGGACUUGCAGGAUCACCAAAUACUUCUGUCUCCCCUCAGAGUGAUAAUAAUGUUUCCCAUAAAGGAUAUGGAAUGCGAUCCUAUGGCUCUUCACGCCGUGGAGUGCGUGGGAAUUUUGUCCCUCCUAUUAGGUCUAAUGGGGGGAAUGCCGGGAACAUGAUAAAUUCACGUGUUGGUGGAAAAGGUGAAGAUGCUCUGGAUGACUCAACAAAGAGAUGUUUGGAUAUGUUGUGCGGACCUGAUGGUGAACUUCCUGAAAAAUUAAGGAAUUUGGAGCCUCGACUUAUAGAACAUAUUAGCAAUGAGAUUAUGGACAGGGAUCCUAAUGUUCGGUGGGACGACAUAGCUGGUCUAGAACAUGCAAAAAAGUGUGUAACUGAAAUGGUAAUAUGGCCUUUAUUACGUCCCGACAUUUUCAAAGGUUGUCGUUCUCCUGGAAGAGGUCUCCUUCUUUUUGGUCCACCGGGAACAGGCAAAACAAUGAUCGGAAAAGCAAUUGCUGGAGAGGCAAAAGCAACUUUCUUUUAUAUAUCUGCCAGCUCAUUAACAAGCAAGUGGAUUGGCGAGGGUGAAAAGCUAGUGAGGGCCCUCUUUGGUGUUGCCAGUUGUCGUCAGCCGGCUGUCAUCUUUGUUGAUGAAAUUGAUUCGCUUCUGUCUCAGCGAAAAUCUGAAGGUGAACAUGAAUCAAGUAGACGACUCAAAACACAGUUCCUUAUUGAAAUGGAGGGCUUUGAUAAUGGCAGCGAGCAAAUUCUUCUUAUAGGAGCGACUAAUCGACCACAAGAACUUGAUGAAGCUGCAAGGAGACGACUGACCAAAAGACUUUACAUUCCCCUCCCUUCUUCAGAAGCAAGAGCAUGGAUUGUGCGUAAUCUCCUGGAGAAGGAUGGGUUGUUCAAGCUUUCUAAAGAGGAAAUUGAUACGAUAUGUACUUUAUCUGAAGGAUAUUCGGGUUCAGACAUGAAAAACCUUGUGAAAGACGCUUCAAUGGGCCCUUUAAGGGAGGCUCUGAAACAAGGCACAGAUAUUACAUUGCUUAAAAAGGAAGAUAUGCGGCCUGUAACCCUUAAGGACUUUGAGAACGCAAUGCAAGAGGUCAGGCCUUCUGUUUCUUUAAGCGAACUUGGUACAUAUGAUGAAUGGAACAAGCAAUUUGGGAGCUUAUCACUAUGAAGUUUUUUACUUAACAAUGACAUAGAAGGUAUAAGGCAAGCGGGAUUUAAAGCAACAUUUAGAUAUUUUUUUCUUGUAAUUCUUCUCAAUGUUGAACUAGCACGUUAGACUAUGUUCACCAAGCCUCUCUUUUUAUCUAUAUAUAUCUCCAACAACGGUGUUCCUAUGCAAGCGUGUAGAAAGAUUAAAGCUGUCCUGUCUUGCGGCUGGGCCCUUAUGCUACUAACUACUAAGGUAUUCACCUGUGUUUUCUUUUGUAGGUUUGUUUCGAGUUUGAAUUGUACGAUAGUGAAGUUAUCUUGGAUCCUCCUAAGAUCUAUUGUGGCAAGUUGAUUUCUUCAUUUUCAUUUUCUGUGAGAAAGAAAUCGAGUUUUCAGUUGAUUCCUUCACUAUUUUGUGGAACAUUUGACUUGAUGGGAAAGAUGUUGAAAAAAAUUCCUACCGUGGAGGAGGCUUGAGAUAUUAUGUACUUGAACACCUUUGUAGUUCAUACCUCUAACCUUUUCUGUAGUUAUUCUUUUUUAUUCAUUCCAAUAAUGGGAUUGCUAUUUUGUUAACUUGUAAUCUCUUUUGUGGAUAUUCUGUAAGAAUUAUGCCCAAGGACCUAUUUACAAGAUUAUCUUUCACAAAGGUUAAUAUUCACGAGAUUUACAUAUAACUCCA
Messenger RNA from Cucurbita pepo subsp. pepo (vegetable marrow), 2741 nucleotides. Its product is annotated as P-loop containing nucleoside triphosphate hydrolases superfamily protein. Gene Ontology annotation, molecular function: ATP hydrolysis activity; ATP binding. Lineage: Eukaryota; Viridiplantae; Streptophyta; Magnoliopsida; Cucurbitales; Cucurbitaceae. The record is from RefSeq and is a predicted model, not a curated record.